Molecule: messenger RNA, 1839 nt
Organism: Ectocarpus sp. CCAP 1310/34
Lineage: Eukaryota; Phaeophyceae; Ectocarpales; Ectocarpaceae
Source: the annotation of a GenBank genome assembly
GUGGCCUAUCCCGACGCCGAAAUGAUCGAUUCGCUGAUGACCCUCGCCAACGUCGACAUCGCCAAGUUCUCCCCACCCCUCCCUACGGGGUGGACCCCGCAGCCACGCGACUUCAUCGUUCACCUCGAGACGCAACAGUUGAAAGCCGAAGUCAGCCGAAUUGUGUCCAACGCCCGGGACUACCUCAGCCUUCAUUCGGCGGAGAUUACGGGUCAAGAAGCAGCGGUGAAGACGCGCCUGAUCACCGACCCCAACACCGACAUCAACGAGUACCUCGGGAACAUCUCAGACCUUGGCGUCGCGACCCGCACCGACGACGACAUCUCCCCGCCGGCAGAUGACGACUUGAAAGCCGAAGUCAGCCGAAUUGUGUCCAACGCCCGGGACUACCUCAGCCUUCAUUCGGCGGAGAUUACGGGUCAAGAAGCAGCGGUGAAGACGCGCCUGAUCACCGACACCAACACCGACAUCAACGAGUACCUCGGGAACAUCUCAGACCUUGGCGUCGCGACCCGCACCGACGACGACAUCUCCCCGCCGGCAGAUGACGACGUGCAACCCGUCGCCCCCCCCGCGUUUUCGCGGCUGCGCGGUCUCACCGCGGAAGGCAGCGCCAACGCCAUCGUCGGAAAGCUUAACAACGGCCUGGCCGGGCUCCCGCAGCCACAGAAGAGGAAAGCGUCAGCGAGCAGCGCCACGAGCGGACAUACAGCAUCCAGCCCGCGGAUAACCGCUGCACCCGUCGCCAACCAACACGCGGUGGCGACGUUGACCUCGUUCCAGCAGGACCUCCUCACGUGGGGAACCCCCCACCGCGCGUGUCACUCCCACUGGAAAGGGCCAAAGUGCACCCAUCCGCACUGCACCCUCAACCACGUGCAGGUUCACCCCAGCGUCGCCCCCGCCGGUCCACCGCCCGGUCCGCCGCCCGGUCCGCCGCCCACAGCGCCAGCCCAGGCCCCCGCCCCCGCGACCGCCCUUGCUCCUGCCCCCGCCCCCGCCCCCGCCCCCGCCGCAUCACGCCCCGUGGUCGCCCAUUACAGGAGCAGGACCGUGGCGCUAACUGAAGCGCCUCUUCCCGGAGAAAGACCUAGUGGCAACACUAGAGAAGACCCCCGUAACGAGGAAGAAGCACACCCCUCGCACCAGGGAGAAGAUCGCAAGAGUGCUAGACCCAAUACGUGUAUUGGGGACAAAGACAGAAAAAGACCCAGCGCGAAAAAUGGAGAAGACCUCCGUAACAAGGGAGAAGCAGACCCCUCGCACCAGGGAGAAGAUCGCAAGAGUGCUAGACCCAAUACGUGUAUUGGGGACAAAGACAGAAAAAGACCCAGCGCGAAAAAUGGAGAAGACCUCCGUAACAAGGGAGAAGCAGACCCCUCGCACCAGGGAGAAGAUCGCAAGAGUGCUAGACCCAAUACGUGUAUUGGGGACAAAGACAGAAAAAGACCCAGCGCGAAAAAUGGAGAAGACCUCCGUAACAAGGGAGAAGCAGACCCCUCGCACCAGGGAGAAGAUCGCAAGAGUGCUAGACCCAAUACGUGUAUUGGGGACAAAGACAGAAAAAGACCCAGCGCGAAAAAUGGAGAAGACCUCCGUAACAAGGGAGAAGCAGACCCCUCGCACCAGGGAGAAGAUCGCAAGAGUGCUAGACCCAAUACGUGUAUUGGGGACAAAGACAGAAAAAGACCCAGCGCGAAAAAUGGAGAAGACCUCCGUAACAAGGGAGAAGCAGACCCCUCGCACCAUGGAGAAGAUCGCAAGAGUGCUAGACCCAAAACGUGGAUUGGAGACAAAGUCAAAGAAAGACCUAGCAGGAACACUAGAGAAGACCCCCGU